Messenger RNA from Argentina anserina (silverweed cinquefoil), 2110 nucleotides. Its product is annotated as OBERON-like protein. The record is from RefSeq and is a predicted model, not a curated record. The transcript is spliced from 3 exons. Gene Ontology annotation, biological process: maintenance of root meristem identity; root meristem specification; regulation of gene expression. Gene Ontology annotation, cellular component: nucleus. Bases 113 to 1921 code for a protein of 602 amino acids. Lineage: Eukaryota; Viridiplantae; Streptophyta; Magnoliopsida; Rosales; Rosaceae.
UCUCUCUCUCUCUCUCCGCGUCUGCCUUUCCGAUUCCCAGUUGCCCGUUGCCUCCUGGUCGCCUCAGAAUCUCCUCCUCCGCCGGUUCCUCAGGAAUUAGUGGGAUUGGUGGAUGGGUACAUCAUCUGGUUCCAAUCUACACCAACAACCUUCCUCGAGAAUGCUUCCUCCGCGUCAGCAACCACGAGCUGGGGGACUACAGACAUCACUCUCCCUCAUCUCUGCGGAUGCUCGCCUGUCCCCUGAAGAGCCCAGGUCUAAUUCCGACCACAUUCACGAGUCCCCGACUGAGAGUGCUAGUUCCCGCGAGACUUGGCCUACUGCGGAGGCCAUGAUGGCUAAGAAGAUGGAGAAUGGGAAAGUAGAAAAUGAUUUUACUGAACACUCGGUCAUUCGCCGUCUUUCCAAUGGGAAAGUAGAAAAUGAUUUUCCUGAACAAUCGGUCAUUCGCCGUCUUUCCAGUGCUGAUAAGAUAUCUCUUCGGGACAUUGCAAGAGAGAGGGUUGACAUAGUGUGUGAGAAGAUGAAUCAUCUACCAGAUGAGUUUCUGGAAGAACUGAAGAGCAACCUCAGAGUCAUCCUUGAUGGAAAUGGUGGUUCACAGCAAAGGGAGGAAUUUUUUAUUUUGCAAAAGCUUGUUCAGAGUCGAGCUGAUUUAACUGCCAAGACAUUGAUCAGAGCACAUCGAGUACAGCUUGAAAUUCUUGUUGCUAUUAAUACUGGGAUUCUGGCCUUCUUGCAUCCGAAUAUCAGUCUCUCCCAAACUUCGCUUAUUGAAGUUUUUGUGUACAAGAGAUGUAGAAAUAUAGCGUGCCAAAACCAGAUUCCAGCUGAUGAUUGCGCCUGUGAGAUAUGCACCAAAAGAAAUGGUUUCUGCAACCUUUGUAUGUGUGUGAUCUGUAACAAGUUUGAUUUCGAAGUGAACACUUGCCGAUGGGUGGGUUGUGAUUUGUGUUCUCAUUGGACUCACACUGACUGCGCCAUUCGUGAUGGUUUGAUUAGCAUGGGUGCUUCUGUUAAGAGUGGAGCAGGGCCAACUGAAAUGCUCUUUAGGUGUCGCGCUUGCAAUAGGACAUCUGAGCUACUGGGUUGGGUCAAAGAUGUGUUUCAACACUGUGCUCCUGCUUGGGAAAGGGAGUCAUUGAUGAGGGAGCUUGAUUUUGUUAGUAGGAUUUUCCGUGGAAGUGAAGAUUCUCGAGGGCAAAAACUCUUCUGGAAAUGUGAGGAGCUUAACGAAAAAAUAAAGAAUGGAGUUGCAGACUCAACAGCAGCUUGUCGAGCAAUAUUGAUGUUUUUCCAAGAGCUAGAGGUAGACUCUCCGAAGAGCCUGGAAAAUGGGGAAGGUGGACGACUGAUAGCGCCACAGGAGGCUUGCAAUCGAAUUGCUGAAGUGGUGCAGGAGGCCAUAAGGAAGAUGGAAAUGGUGGCUGACGAGAAGAUGAGAAUGUACAAGAAAGCCCGGAUGGCUGUAGAGGCUUGUGACAGGGAACUCCAGGACAAGGCCAGGGAAGUUCAAGAGCUAAAGCUUGAGAGGCAAAAAAAGAAGCAACAAGUCGAGGAGCUGGAGAAAAUUGUGAGGCUCAAAAACGCAGAGGCUGAUAUGUUCCAACUCAAGGCCAAUGAGGCUAAACGAGAGGCUGACAGGAUCCAGAGGAUUGCUCUUGCCAAGUCAGAUAAAUCGGAAGAAGAAUAUGCUAGUAGUUACUUGAAACAGCGUCUGAGUGAAGCAGAAGCUGAGAAGCAGUUUAUUUAUGAGAAGAUCAAACUCCAAGAAACUUCCCGGGCAUCCCAGAACAGUGGUGGUAGUAUUGAUCCUUCUCAGAUGCUGAUGUAUUCGAAAAUGCAUGAUCUGCUUUACAGUGGUGCUCCCAAGUCAGACUGCCUGCCAAAUGAGCGCCAUCCUUUCAGAAAAAAUCCUUGAGGAAGUGUUUUUUUUCUUUCUUUCUAGCAUGUUCUGUAUUAUUAUAUCUCAAUUGUAGUAAUGUUACCUUGGUGAAAACUAGUUUGAAUGUGUCUGACUGGUUUAUUAUGAUCUGCCAGCAUCCUUGUUUUGUUCAUCUACUAAUGCUAUGGUAAAAUGCACUGGAUUACUUUCCCUUGUUUAUGUCAA